AUGGCUUUUUCUUACACAAAGAAUUACUACCAUAUCCUAGGCCUUGAGGCGCCAAGCUGGGGCACCAAAGAUCAAGGCCCUGCGGUCGAGGUACGCAGAGCAUACAAAAUUGCGCUGCUGACGGCGCAUCCGGACAAGACGCGCGCCGCUACUCCCAAGACGAAAGCCGCAUACACGGUAGACGAUGUAAAGGAGGCAUACAUGGUACUAGCAGACCGUACUCGAAAAGCAGAGUACGACAACUGGCUGCUUCAUAACGGCGAUACGCUGCACUCCUCGCUGCCUUUGUCAACGUCGUCACAUCUACGAGAACCCAGUACCGACUUUAUCCUCGGCCUCGAAUUGCUCGAUCUUAGCGACUUUGAUGUCGUCGAGACGACGGGCACGACUACUACCCCUUCGACCGAAGAGGGUACUGGGGCCAUGGAGUGGACAAGACCGUGUCGCUGUGGUGCGGACAAGGGGUUCAGGAUACUGGAGGAAGAGCUCGAAGAUGCGGAGACGAGGGGCGAGAAAGAGGUGCUGGUGGGCUGUGAGGGGUGCAGUUUGUGGCUGAGGGUCGCGUUUGAUGUCGAGGAGGGGUGA
Molecule: messenger RNA, 585 nt
Organism: Cucurbitaria berberidis CBS 394.84
Lineage: Eukaryota; Fungi; Ascomycota; Dothideomycetes; Pleosporales; Cucurbitariaceae
Exons: 1
Coding region: 1-585 (194 amino acids)
Biological process (GO): protein histidyl modification to diphthamide
Molecular function (GO): metal ion binding
Source: RefSeq, a predicted model, not a curated record